AUGAAAAUCCUCCAUUUGCUACCCCUCAUCCCCCUCAGCACGGCCUAUGUCAUUCCAUCCGAAGAGGUCCUUGAGGACCUAAACAUCAACAAAAUCAGCAAUGAAAAGAUCCAUUUUACACAGAAAGAAAAUAUUCAAAAUGCUCUGGAUGAUACUCUCGAUUCCUUCAGCACGGCUAAGCCCAAAGUUGGCACCGAUUCCCGGAUUGAUUCAUGGAUCAACCGUCUCAAGGACUAUGCCCUGGAUUCCCUGGAGGACGAAGACACCGAUGAACAAGGAUACACAAAGGACGACGAAGACAUCAUUGACAGCAAUCUCCCCUUCCCUCUCCCUCACCUCCCUUUCUCAAAGCACCACCACCACGACGGAAACUCCGACAAGACCAUCUACCAGCUCAUCUCGUCAAGCAAAUACACAACCAAUCUCACCAAAAUAAUUGACGAGGACGAAUCUCUCGUCCACCUCCUCAACAACACAAACCACAAUUUCACCCUCUUCGCGCCCACAGAUCACGCCUUCGCUAAACUCCCGCCGCAUCUCCCCGAGUUGUCCAAGGAGUUUAUCCGUGCUGUGCUGCACUACCAUCUCGCUGCUGGUGUCUAUUCAGCCCUAGACGUCUUCCAUCAUCAAACUUUGCCAACGCUGUUAAAUGAGACCACGUCUGGACACGAGCUCCCACAGAGAGUCACCGUCCGCCCUGGUUUAAAGGGACUCAAGGUUAACUUCUAUGGUCGUUUGGUGGCUGUUGAUAUUGCCGCCUCAAACGGCCUAAUCCACGGCAUCGAUUCAAUCCUCCUCCCGCCCCCACCAGCCCUCUCCCUCUUCACCAUCGUCCCCACCCAAUUCAGCACCUUAACGCUCGGCCUCUUGAAAACCGGCCUCGCCGCCACUCUCGAAGACGCAGAUAAACGCGUCACCAUCUUCGCUCCCUCCAACAGAGCCUUCGAGCAUCUAGGUCUGCACAUCAACGCCUUCCUCUUCUCCCACCACGGCACCAAGUACCUCCGCGCGCUCUUGCAGUACCAUAUUGUCCAAAACAGGACACUCUAUUCGGAUGUGUUCUACGCGCCUGAUGGACAGGUUCGCGAGCUGGGUACUAAGGGCUAUACGCAUCUUGAUUUGCCGACAUUGUUGGGCGAGAAUGGACGGCCCGGGUUGGCAGUUGAUGUUUCGAGGUUUGGGGCGUAUACGUCAAUUAAGUUGAAUGGAUCACGGAAAGUUGCGUUUGCGGAUGCGCUGGCUCGGGAUGGUGUUGUGCAUAUUUUGGAUCAUGUUUUGGUUCCGCCGUGCAAGCAUAAGGGUCAUGUUGCUGGUGAGGAUGAAGGCGAGAAUGAGUUGACUGUUGAGGACUUGAAGGAUCGGUUGAGUGACUGGGUUGUUGAUGACGUUCCCAACGACGUUUGGGACCAUGAUGGUGAGCUUUAA
Molecule: messenger RNA, 1425 nt
Organism: Aspergillus chevalieri
Lineage: Eukaryota; Fungi; Ascomycota; Eurotiomycetes; Eurotiales; Aspergillaceae
Product: fasciclin domain-containing protein
Exons: 2
Coding region: 1-1425 (474 amino acids)
Biological process (GO): macroautophagy
Cellular component (GO): fungal-type vacuole membrane
Source: RefSeq, a predicted model, not a curated record